Molecule: messenger RNA, 795 nt
Organism: Capronia epimyces CBS 606.96
Lineage: Eukaryota; Fungi; Ascomycota; Eurotiomycetes; Chaetothyriales; Herpotrichiellaceae
Exons: 2
Coding region: 1-795 (264 amino acids)
Molecular function (GO): metal ion binding
Source: RefSeq, a predicted model, not a curated record
AUGGCCGCCAACUAUUCCACUCAAACAUAUACCAUUUCUCAAAGUCCACAAUUGUAUGCCGGCCAACAACCGUCUCCAGCCAACUCGGCAUCUCCUACCUCACCGCGAAUGCACGCUUAUAUCCAACAAAAUGCUCCCAAUCCUUACAAACAGCUUCGUCCGCUGAAGUCCCCUCUCUACGUCCCCGCGGUUCUACGGCCGACAGAGCACUUCUCGACUCCAUCGCCCAUGACCCCUCCGAAGAGUCUACAUGAAUCACUGGACAAUCUACGAGACCCCGAAGCCCAACCCGCAGGCCACGAAACGGAGUACCCGGCGGACUUGGAGUCCUUCGACCCCGAAUGGAUUCAAGAGGAGGAGCUGGGCGAAGUUACCGGCCCUCCAACAAAGGAACACUGGAAGCCCGACGAAGCUUCGCCAACUUGCGACUCGCCCCAAUGUCGUUCUACUUUUAAUCUUUUUGUCCGCAAACAUCACUGUCGUCAUUGUGGACAUAUCUUUUGCUCCUCACACACCCCUUUCACGAUUCCACUCGACCAGUACGCCAGAUUCCAUCCCGACGGAGUUCUGUCCAAAGCUUGCGAUACAUGUCAUCGCCAGUAUCAACGAUGGGAUACUGCGAGAUCACUUCGUCGCAAGAAUAGCCAGAAUAGCAAGGAUGAAGGCAACGAGAGCGGGCCGCCCACUCCUCUGGCAGGACCUACAGGUCAUCGAAGAAUGAUUUCGGGCACGCGGAAGCCUGUCGAGCAAGUCGCCAACAGCGUACCCAAAGAUUGGCACUGGUCAACCUUUUGA